AACGGCGCCGUUUCACUGCUCUUCUUCCCGUGUCUCGUCUUGUCAGUUGGUUUGGGAAUUCGCAGUUCCAACUUCCAAUUUUGCUUAAACCCUAAACCCCAUAGCUUGACAGAAUACCCUGCUCGGCCGUCCGUAGAAACUGUGAUCGUAUCUGAAACAAUGGGGUUUUUCGACCUCAAUAUCCCUUACGAAACUUCGCUAUCAUCCAAGGCGACGCGGAUGAAGCUUGUAAUCAAGGCCAUGGAGCUCGGCUACAGCGGCGUCGCUUACAAUCGGACGAUGAGAGGCGUGAUGUCCGAUCACGACCGGUGCUCCAUCCCGCUCUUGUCUUUCUCAUCUCUAUUAAGUAUCGUUCCUUCUUUAGCCUCAUCUGUCAGUUUCCACCGCGAGCUGCUCGGAGUUUCACGGAACACGCCGUUCCGUCAGUACACUCGUCUGACAGUGUGCGUGGAUAGUCCGGCGCAAGCUCAGGUGCUCAAUAGCGGGAAUCCCAUCUUGAAGAGCUAUGAUGUUGUGGCUGUGAAGCCGACGAAUCAAGUUGCAUUCGAUCAUGCAUGUGAGAAGUCGGAGGUGGACAUUAUUGCUAUUGAUUUCUCCGAGAAGCUGCCAUUCAGGUUGAAGAUGUCAAUGGUUAAGGCUGCGGUGGAGCGUGGGGUUUAUUUUGAGAUCAUAUACUCUGAUCUUAUUGCGGAGAGAAGGCAGAUGAUUCCCAAUGCCACGUUACUGGUCGAUUGGACGCGGGGCAAAAAUCUAAUUUUUUCCAGUGCUGCUUCUUCUGUAAAUGAAAUUAGAGGGCCUUAUGAUGUUGCAAAUUUAUUAUCAAUGUUGCUUGGCCUAUCUAUGGAACGAGCCAAAGCAGCUAUUUCCAAAAAUUGUAGAAAUCUUCUAACUAAUUCCUUAAGGAAAAGGUACUUCUACAAGGAAGCUAUUAGGGUUGAGCCUUUAUCAAGUGGACAAACAUUUGACUCAAACAACCCCUUUUCCAUGGACUGGCUUAUGUGGGAUCCCAUCUCUAGUGGGGAAGGUGAUUUACAGUUAGAUGAUGUGCCAGUUGCAGUGAAGGCAUCAAAAACCAUGAAAGCAAUUGACUUUGAUUCAAUUAUUGAUAGCACCUCUUCACAUGGUGGAGGCUUUCUGAUGGGUUCCAAGUUCCUUGAAUUAACUCCCGCUUCUGUUGAAGUUCCUGAGAAGCUUGAUGGAGAUCAUCCUUUGACUUGUCAUAUUUCAGAAGCACUACCACAGAAUCAAAUUUCUUGUUCUGAAAACUCUCAGGAAGCCCGUUUACCUGAUGCUGAGGCAACAGCUAUUCAUUCUGAUGAAAUUUGGCGCGCAAAAAGCACCGACGGGAAAGAAGCUGCAAUCUUGGAUGGCUUAGAGAACUCAGUUUCUCUAGCUAAAACUGAAGGACAUGAUUCCUCUUUACAACACAUUUCGUCAUCACUAUCAAAUUCUCAAAAUGAUGAUACAGUCUAUCGGAAAUCUGUGAUGCCUAUUGAGGCAAUGCCCCCCUGCACCUCAGGUGCUAAAACAGAUGUAUCCGGGAACACAGACUUUCUUUCUCAAAUUGACAAGUGUAUGAAGCCACAAGGCUUUGACGCUGAAGUUGAUACAACUAGUGUUGACCAAGAUGUUGAGGUGAUCUUAGAACCCCAGAAAGAUGCACAGGCUUGCACAAAUCAUUCUGGCACUGAACUGAUGGAAUAUGAAAAUAAUUCAGUUUCAGUUGAGCAUAAGUUAUCUCUCCCUCUCUCAUCCAGCGUCAUUCCUAGGGAUGCUUCACCAACUGCUAAUUAUAGUUCCACUGAAGAUGUUCAAAUGAAGGAGCUAGAUCAAAGAGAAGUCAACAGAGAUAUAAUCCUGCUUUCUGAUGAGGAUGUAAAAGAUGACUCUCAAGUUGCAAGUUCUCUGACCUUCGAGGAGCAGAGUUCUCAAGAACAACACCAUGGGAAGGCUCAAGGCAAUAAUUUGACCUCAGUGCCAUCUUCUUCAGGAAGAACAAAAGCAAAAUUGAAGAAAACGACAGUGUUACUACCCUUCAAGCGAUUGUUGCAUCCUAUAGCUUUCAAGAAGAAGGGCAAGAGACCUGAGCACAGAAGGAUGUUGGCAUAAUUGGAAAAUGCUUUCUUUUUUGGCGCCAUGAACACUGGAGCAAAUUUUUUGGAUGCAGUCUGUACAACUGUAAGAUUGCGGUACAGGUAAAACGAAAUCUCCCUGUAUGCACUGUCCUCAUUCAUUAAUUAAAGCUGACAAAAAAGGGUUCAUCUAGCCAAUAGAUUCUCGACACAAGAUUGUAUGGAAUAUCGAACUCUGCUAUAUUGCAUUCACGAAACAGGAACAGUAGUGCCCAUGAAACCCUUUGAUACUCAAAGAUUCGUAGUGGAUUUUGUCCUUUGAAAACAGUAUUUCUGAAAGGAGGGCAUAUUCUCCCAUUAGCAUGGUGCAUAGACAUAUGAUAUUGUCCCUACAUGUUACUGCUUCUCAUGUGAUCCAUUAUACUGAGAAAGGGAAAGGGGAUCUACUUCCGAUUGUGGCUUUGCUUCCUUUCCUUUUUCUCGAACACUGUUCAUAGAAGUGAUUCAAUUAGCUCCCUUUGGUUUCUUUAACCACUAGCUUCAUCAUUGAGUUGGCUUCCUUUUCCCACUUGCUAGGGGCUGCUAGUUAUUAUACUCUUGUUUGUGGGUUGAUCGCUUUUUAGCCGUACUUGGUCUUUUGAUAGAUGCCGCUUUCUGUUCUAUUGUAUAUACUAUAUACAUACUUCUUCUCUACUGCACCAGUUCUAGUUAUCAAGCAGGUCUAGGUCAGUUAGGGUCAUUUGGUGGAGAAUCUGUAUAGGAAAUCAUGUUUAACAAUAUAUUAGUUAAGCUGUUGUGGUAAUGAGUACAUGUUCGCUAUAAUCAACAUUGCAUUAGUUUAGUGUUAAUAACCUAUGGUCCGACAUGAAAGAGGGCCAUGGUUAAGUGGCUUUUGAUUAAGUUAAGUGGGUAAUUAAGGGCCGACAAAACAUUAAGGAGCGCCGUUUUCCCACCUCUGUGGGGCUCCCCAGGGGAGCCGUGGUUUUAGCUAUAGAGAGGGAGAGAGAGCUUUAGGGUUUGUCUACAAGUUGCAUGCCUAGGUUCAGAUCCUUUGUCAUCAUUAAUUAGUGCCUUUGUCCUCCAAAUUACAAUGAUUAGUAGAUGAGUUUUAAGUGAAAAUAUUGCCACCUUGUAACUUGAAUAAUGUGAAAAGAAGAACAAAGCCUAGACUAGGAAGGAAUUCGGUUUGUUUUACUUUACAGGCAAAGAAAGGCAGAAGAUUGAUGGGGGAAAAAAAUAGAUGCUAGUGGUGGGUGGUGGUAUUCUUUCUGCUUCUCGAGUGAGAGAUUGCGGCAUGCAUGUGGUGUAUACAAUCAUGCCAGUGUUAUAGUAGUGGCUCUAUAUUUGCAGUUUGAUUUUCUUCUUUGGUUAGUGAUGGUGAACUAAAAGCUCACCAGCUCCCCACUGCAGCAUAAAGUGGACUGGCAGGAAAGCUCCAGCUCCCCCGGCGUUAUUUGGAUAUACAAUUACCGAAAGUUUAGCCUUUUUCAUGUGUAUAAUGUUCGGCGGUAAGGUUGUCAAACCUGUUUAUGUUUUCAUACCCGUUUUGCUAGUAGUAUGAUUCGAUUUGUGGUGUAAUUAAUUUAUGCUAGUUAAUGCUAAUUUUAGCAAAAUAAGUAGGGAUAGGAAAGUAGGAAAUCAUUAAUGAAAAUGAAAAAUCAUCUUAUUUAAAUACAAUAUAUAACGCAAAACAGUUGUAAAUUGCUGUGUUUUUUUCUGACAGUAAUCUAUCUAUUGCCCUAGCUUUUCAGUUGAGAUAAAGACAUGUGAAAAUA
Linum trigynum is the source of this 3847-nucleotide messenger RNA. Lineage: Eukaryota; Viridiplantae; Streptophyta; Magnoliopsida; Malpighiales; Linaceae. The record is from the annotation of a GenBank genome assembly.